CCCUUCACAGUUUACCUCAACAUUAACGCGUCGACUUCAACCUAACUACUUGGUAGUGGAGGAGCAUACCUGUAGUUCGCGCAGCGUUACCCUCUGGAAGUGACGGGAAAACCUCAGGAGGAUGCCGAAUUUUUCGAACUUGAAGUGAUAAUCGUUCCGGCAAGAUGUGAGAUGAACCGGGUGAAAACAGCGACCGAGGCCAACGACAUCAUGUUGGUCCGGAGCUCGCGUGGCCGAGCCAAAGUGACUCAUGCGGUGGUGGUGAUCUUCCUGGAGUUCUUUGCCUGGGGGCUUCUGACUACGCCCAUGCUGACCGUUCUCCAUGAGACGUUUCCUCAGCACACUUUCCUGAUGAACGGUCUGGUUCAGGGUGUGAAGGGCUUCCUGUCAUUUCUGUCGGCUCCUCUGAUUGGUGCUCUGUCAGAUAUCUGGGGCAGGAAGUCCUUCCUCCUUAUGACGGUCUUCUUCACCUGUGCCCCCAUCCCCUUCAUGAGGAUCAGCCCAUGGUGGUACUUCGCUCUGAUCUCAGUCUCAGGGAUUUUUGCUGUGACCUUCUCGGUGAUCUUCGCCUACGUGGCCGACAUAACAGAAGAGCAUGAGAGGAGCACCGCCUACGGACUGGUCUCAGCCACCUUUGCAGCCAGUCUGGUGACGAGCCCAGCCAUUGGGGACUUCCUGUCAGCGAAGUACGGUGACAGCCUGGUGGUCUUGGUCGCCACAGUGAUCGCAGUGGCGGACAUCGCCUUCGUGUUCUUUGUCGUCCCGGAGUCGCUGCCAGACAAGAUGAAGCUGACAUCCUGGGGCUUCCCCAUCUCGUGGGAGCAGGCCGACCCCUUUGCUUCUCUGCGCCGUGUGGGGAAAGACAGCACAGUGCUGCUGAUCUGUGUCACAGUGUUCCUGUCCUACCUGCCUGAGGCCGGACAGUACUCCAGUUUCUUCCUCUACCUGAGACAGGUGAUUGAGUUUUCACCUGCAGCUAUCGCUGGCUUCAUCGCCAUGGUGGGAAUCCUCUCUAUAGUCGCUCAGACUCUGUUCCUCAGUAUUUUAAUGAGGACCAUCGGUAAUAAGAACACGGUUCUGAUGGGUCUGAGCUUUCAGCUCUUCCAGCUGGCCUGGUACAGCUUCGGCUCUGAACCAUGGAUGAUGUGGGCAGCAGGAACAGUAGCAGCCAUGUCCUCCAUCACAUUCCCAGCUAUCUCUGCUCUGGUGUCACACAGUGCAUCACCGGACCAACAAGGUGUGGCCCAGGGGAUGAUCACUGGUAUCAGAGGUCUGUGUAACGGGUUGGGUCCAGCUCUCUACGGCUUCAUCUUCUUUGUCUUUCAUGUGGAGCUGAACGACAUGGAGCCGGUGUCUGGAGGCACCACACCAAACACAGAGAAGCUGAUGGUGCCUGGUCCUCCCUUUCUGUUCGGGGCGUGCGCCGUCUUACUCGCCCUCAUCGUCGCCAUCUUCAUCCCCGAGCAUCACCAGCUGGGCGACAUCAAGAACUGCUCCACCUGUAAAUCGUCAUCCUCCAUCACACACUCUCAGAGCGGCAGCCCUCUGGCCACGUCACCCAGCGACACGGAGGACAUCGAGCCGCUCCUGCAGGACAGCAGCUUGUGACUGACAAACAGCUUGGCCAAUCAUGGCGCUGAGGCCUGUUUGCUAGUCCCGCCCCCUUCAAAAUAAAACCCCCUUUUAUUUUUUAUUUCUUCAACCCCCGAUGAGAUUAAGGAGUCAGGUAGGCGGCGAUCACACUGACGAGCUUUAUUUACUCACAUGAUGGAUUAUUUUUAAUCCUUUUGAUAAAGUUAGAGCUCAUUUAUUCAGCAGCAAAGUGUGUGACAAACUAAAAUCCAGACUUUCAACUUGGUUUUAAAAGCUUUUUUUUUCUGCUUUCUUAUUAUUGGGUAAGAAAGUUUAACAGCUUCUUUAUAGUCAUUUUCUCACUUUUUUUUAGUAAAUGUUGAUCUUAAUCGCACCUUCUGCUGCUGUUAGGCAUGAGAAAUUAAUGCAAAACUCUGGCCUCGUUGUUUCCGCACUUAAUACUACCUGUGACACCUGUCUCAGGUGUGUUUGGGCAGGUGUAACCAAAGGGCUUUGAACCCUCAGUGGGACAUACCUCAGCAGCAGGAAGCAGCAUCUCUGUCUCAUUCAGAGUCAGAAAGGAAACGUAAAAACUGAGGCGUGUAGCAUUAAAGCAGACGAACUGCAAGCAUCACUCAUGUUUGAUCUUUCACUGAUAAUAAACAGGAAAAAUACAAAAUAUAAACUAUUUUUCAGUUUGUAUUUAAACACCACUUUUUAAUCAUAAAUCUUUCUGUUUGCCAAGAUGGCUGCAGUUUCAGUAAUUCCACCCGCUAUUAUCUGUUGUGUAGCAAACCUUUGUUCCCAUCGUGUUCUUCAGUCGAUUGUUUCACUUUUUUGAAUUUUUCCUGAAUUUUUUUUUUUUUUUUUUUUUUUUUUUUUUUUUGGUAAGACUGUGCACAGGGAUAAGAGUCAGCAUAGCUCCAUCUCUCCUGAUUUGAUUUUAACAAGUCUGACAGAAAAAUGAACAGAUUUCAGAAACUUUAAAACAGCCCAGAAAUGUCAGGAAAGGAGCGUUUUCCGAGCUGUCAGUCUGUUUGCCGCCUAAACACUCGAGUCAGAUGGCCUUUCCAAUACACUUGACUCCACCCGUCAGAGAUGCAGAGGUCAGGAGACCAAACACCCCCAGCAGUGACUUGACUUGAAGGUGUGUUGAACUGAUCACACAGCUGACUCAAAAAACUCAAACCUGCAGAAACCUUUAACCACAAUGGACACACUGAGAGGACCAUGACAUCACAGCCGCUCUCCACAGGUGGCUCAUGGGAUCUGAAGCCCUGCAGUGGUUGUUUGUAGAUGAUGCUGUUUAUGUAAACUCUCCACAACUGACUUCAGAUUCCUCCUGGAUAACUGUUAUUCUGACAACGGCUGGCAUGGUGGUCACUCACACUGAGCAUGUGCAGACUCUGACAGGCUGUGACAUCAUCUUGAUCUCCAGAGAGGGAUUGAGCGAGCAGCAAAAAAACACAAACUCUGAUAGAUACCUGUUUAGGAAAUGAUUUUAAACAGUUUGAAGUGCUUUUAGGUUUUUAACUUGUGUAGAGCUGGACGGUGUCAUGGAGGGACAAAAACAUCAGUAUGACGAGUUUAGAUAUUCCAUAAUCGCAGACGCUGUUGACCGUCUUUUUUUUAUUUAUAUGAUGCAGCAAAAAAGCCGAGUGGAUUCAUCAGGGUAGAGUUUAAACAUUACAGAGCCUCACAGCCUUCACUUGCCUUUGUUUGGUUGUUGAACUUGAGCUCAUGCUGCAUUUAAAGUGAUGUAACUGCAGUUUUUAAUGAUUUUGAAAACAAAACUCUACAUAUAUUUUCUAAAACUAUUUUUGCGGGCUUUCUACCUUUUCUAGACAGCAUAGGUGAAGAGGGACAGGAAAUAUGGGGAGAGAGUGACAUGGACCAGGCAGCAAAAUCACAUUAAAACCCAAAUUUCCCAAAAUAUUUCUGAAAUGUUUAGGUCAAACUUUUUGAAAAAGCCUAAAGAUUCAAACAAAAAUUUCAUCCAAAUAUCAUGAAAAUUUUAUUUACAGGAAAAAAAAUCUAUAAAAUUCCAUAAAGUCCAGAAAAUUCUUGAGAAUAUUCCCCCAGAAAUUUCAUAUAAAAUUGCCGAAAAUCCACCUUUACUUUCCCCAACAUUCCAUAAGAAUGACAGAACAUCUUCCCAAAUAUUCAAAUGAAUUCCCUGAAAUUUACAAAUACAGUUCCUAAAGUUCCAUGAAAACACCUAAAUAUUCCGAAACAAAUUUCUCCAAACAUCUAAAGAAAAAAAAAAUCACAAAUUUCAAUGAAAGUGCCAAAAAAUUCAGAGCAUAUUUCCCUAAAAACUUUUAAUGUAACUCUCCAACACAUCCCUAAAUUAUUCAAAAAUACUUCAAAUAUCCAAACAAAUUCCCCAAAAUUUCCCUGAAAACUCCUUAAACUUUCAGAGCAGGUUAUUUAAGAAAUGUAAGCAAAAACUUCUGAGGACAUUUUAACCUAAAAAAAUCCAACAGAACAAUGAUUACUUAGUUGUGGGAAAGUCAAAUGUAAUGUUCUUACAUGUACCUAUAGGGUCUGCGGGAAUUUAGGAUGUCAGAGCAGCAAACAUAGUGUUAAAUGUCAGAGCCUGAAUUUAUCAAAAAGCUUUGUCCAAAUGAAAUGAAGGCAAAGCAGAAACAUCCAGAGACAGAUAAAGAGUGAAGGUUGCAGACUAAACUAGUGAUGGAAGGCUGCAGUUUUUCUAGAUCUUCAUGCUGAUCUGUUUUUCCCUCCAUGAACGGCUCCUCUCAUCAGAUCACUGUCAGUGUCAGAAUUAUCAUCUGUUCUUUUCUCUUUGAAUACUUGAAUUAGUUCAGUUUGUUGGUUCUUUUCAAGCUGUUCAACCUGAAAGUGCUCCUCCCAUCCAACCUGCACACCCAGGUGGAACAGAUCAAGCGCUCCCAGUUACUGAUGUAUUCCCAGUCGUCUGUGCAAUGGAAGCUCGAUUCUCUCGCUGUCUUUGAUUUUUAAACCUCAGAGCGUAGAUGAGUUUGAACUUUCAGACUCAGACGGUUGCUAGAACCCGUUGGUGCCAUGUUUUUAUUUUUCUCUCUCUAGUUUUUGGUCACAUUUAGCUUUUUUAACUGGUCGGACUAUGGCAUUCCUUUAAAAUCCACCUAACCACUCGUUUAAAGCUGCUUAAGCUACAGUCCCUACUGCAAAGACAAACCUCUGACAAAGACGGGGACGAAAGGCUGAGGUCAGAUGAGAUGUUACUGUUUCCAUGUUUCCCCGCGUGUUUGCUUACAGAAUCGUCUUUUUCCUCUCAUUCCUCCAUUUUAAAUCCAGCAUCCGUGUCGUAACGGCUACAAAAACACCUGAGAGUCCUGAUGAUGAGGAAGAUGAUGGUGUGUAGCGUCAUGAAGCACAAUCAUGUUACAAACACAGAUUUGUCCUUUCAUACAGUAGAAGACAUUUUAUCAUUUUAUCCACAGAAGACUGUCGGCUUAUUGGAAACCAAACUUUCGGGCUAGACUGAGACCAGAAACCAGGAUCUGCUUGGUUUCUCUCUCCAUCACUGAUCGCCCUUAAAGAUGUCAAACACAGGAAGCUGGACCUGCAGUAUAUUUUUAUAGUCAGUCAGAAAUCCUGCAGAGUAACAUCCCAGAGUCCACCACAGCAUAAUGACUACAUCUGAUACAGGACGGUUGUCAAUUUAGCCUUGGGUUUUAAGUCAGAGAUUCCCUCUAGCUUCAUCUUGAUGUUUCUAUUUAAAAAGCAAUGAAAAUUCUGUCUUAGCUAUAUGGUGGCUUCAUUCAAGCCUAAAAGCACUUUUUAUAGACCUGAGAUUUUAAAUGCUUUCACUUGAAAUCCUGCCAUUGCACCCAAAGACUCUGCUUUUCAUUACGUUACCGGUCUGCUCUGAUGCUGGGAAAAUAAGAUGUGCUUUCAUUUAUUUAUUUUUUCAAAUCAUGAUGGGAAACAUGCAUGACGCCGUAUUAGAGUCAUCUUAAAAGUUAAGAAGUAGAAAGGAUGAGUCAAUUUUUGAGAUUGAGUGGUUUAUUAACAAGAAACUAAACUUAAAAAUUCUGAGUUUAAAAAUUUGUAAAUAUACAAGAACAAAUCAAAAUGUCCAAAAAAAUGAACAGAUCAUCUCGUAACACUUAAUGGUACAAGUGUCACCAUUAAUUGGCUGCUUAUUAGCAUGCUAAUUUGUAGCUUACUAAUGGCAUUUUAUUCAUGUUUUUGUGCUUAUUAAAAUCUUAUUUCUACAUGACCAUAAUACAUGGAAAACAGGCCAUUAACUAAGAGUUUUCCCUUUAUGACCUUAAUCUUGCGUAUUAAUAACAAGCAUGGAAGUUAUUUCACAUUUGAACACAUUCAGAGUAAUUAAGGGAGAGGACUAUUCAUGUGGUACAACUACCUUAUGAGGGCCAUACUUAGCAAAGCAUAUUAGGGUUAUAUUCUAUGUGACACAACUUCCUAAUUUGUUAUUGAUAUGCCGUGAUAAGGAGGUUAUUAAGGGAAAACUAGAUUAUGGUCUUGUAGAAUUAGGUACUAAUAAGCUCUUAGUAAUGACUAAUAAGCAAUGAGUAAGCUAAUAAUUAGCCUGCUAAUAAGCUGACACAUGACUGCUGGUGUGGACGGAUAAUGCGGUGGGCUUGUACUCCAAAAACUACAAACUACAAAGCUGGAAGUGACGGCAUGAACAGCUCACAGUCUGCCAUUGCUGUUGUAGUCCAGCCAACGUCAUAAUAGCAGUUUACAUGAGUGGUGUUUCCAAAAGAGUCCACUCUGGAACCCAUUUUCAAGCACCCAGAACAUCAUUUUCAGGUAAACAGCAAAAAUAAGAUAAAAGGUUUGAGUUGUCAGCUCAGAUCGUUGUUGUGUAAAAACAGCUUGAACAGCAGCAGGAAGUGUGUGAGAGCAGUGGCAGAGCUUUCAGUGAAACUGUUGCAAACUCUGAUCCACAAAUAUUAACUUGUCUCCUUAUUGCAAGGUUUUAACAUGAAACUAUAGAAACAUAUUCUCUUUAGAAACCAAAAACAUAAUCUUUACAAAUAAUAAUCUAUGAAUGUCGUACUUAAUACCUAACUAUGAAGUAGUGAAGGCUGACUGUCCAAAAACAGGAACAGAGAAAUAUGCUUUGGUUUUUGGUUUUAAGGUUUUUCAACCUAGAUUAGAAAAUUUUUAGGCACAAACUCAGAAUGAUAUCCAUAUUUCCAAUUUUUUUUCACAGUUAAAAUAAGUGAUAGCAUAGCGCCUCUUAGAGGUACCAUGCUCCAUCCCAACUUCUUCCUAACCAGCAAUAAAAGCGGAACUUCUUUGCCUCA
This is a messenger RNA of Cheilinus undulatus (humphead wrasse), 6857 nucleotides long. RefSeq names its product major facilitator superfamily domain containing 14Bb (gene slc71a2b). The transcript is spliced from 12 exons. The record is from RefSeq and is a predicted model, not a curated record. Gene Ontology annotation, biological process: transmembrane transport. Gene Ontology annotation, cellular component: membrane. Lineage: Eukaryota; Metazoa; Chordata; Actinopteri; Labriformes; Labridae. The coding region runs from base 172 to 1608 and encodes 478 amino acids. Gene Ontology annotation, molecular function: transmembrane transporter activity.